UUUAUCCUGUUAUGAUGAUGUUAUAAUUUGUAUGCAUUGAAUUCAGUUAACUUAAAUCUUAGUUGAUUAAUUAUGUAGACCUACGUGAAACAUUUAUUUACGAUUUAAACUAUAAUCCGUUCAGAGACAGGAUUUUAUUGCUCGCUCUGAUCAAGUACAAUACGAGUACUGUACAACGGCAGCAUUGCUGGUGCGGUGCGAGUGCAAAGUGCAAAGUAGAAAAACAGAAAAACCUCUUGGUCUUGGAGCUUGGAGCUCCCUCUUCUACUACUUCCACUCCACUUCUUCCUAAGCAAAGUUGGUACGGAAUUCGUUUAUAUUAUUCGUGCACAAUGGCUGCAGAACACCAGUACUUUUAUGAAGAUGAAGUGUUUAGGAUUAAUAAAAAAGGAAAUAUUGAGUUCGGAAUGGUGCUUGAAAAUUCGGAACUAGUUAGUAGUGAUGAAUCUGAUGGUGAAGAAGGAGGCAGGAUGAAACAAGGGCAUAUACGAGUUGCGUGGCACCCUUCGGGCGAGGAAGAAGUAAUUCAGGAGAAAAAGGUAGGGCUGGCAGACAGAUCAUUGAUGCCUGGGGAUGUGGUCAGGCGUAUGAUCAAGGGAAGAGACACCCAGCGCGGCUACUGUAGAGACAUCAAGGUGAAUGCUUGCGUCCAGGUGAUGGGGAGCAGACAUGUCAUCACUAAUGUCAGCAGUGAAAAACUCGUACCAUUAGAGGAGUUUGCUGUUGACAUUGCCGUAUGUCUCGACUCCUGGGUGGGAGGAAUUAAGGCUGUCAACUCUAGACUGACUCUGCAAUGUUCUGAUGGGUCUCGCUGCGUUGUCAAAGACCCUGAUACUGUUGCCGGCUUUGAAGUGUUUGACGAGAAGCGAGACAACGUUAGUACAAUUCCCAAGAUCUUUCUUAAAGACUGUGAGUUCCCGCACAGAGGAGACUACUACCCUGGCCAGACACUGUGGGGUCCGCUACAUGGGCUGGAGCAGGCCACCUGGCUGAACUGUACUAAGGAACUCAAGGCUGUACGCUCUAACGUUACCAAGUCUUGCAAAACUGUCAAGGUGAUGGUAGAAGGUGUGGAGACUGAGUCAGUGGCCGUACACUGGCAGUGUCGAGCGUACUCGAGGGAAGGGGCUGGCAGCGAGAAAGAGCAGCCCAAGAGUACGAUUGAGGGCGACGAUUUGAAAAGGCUGAGGUUGUUGAACGUGUUUGAACCGUGUACACUACAGGUUGGGGACCGUAACUUCUACACACUGACUGACCACGACACCGUCUCUACCAAGGAACAGUGGCGGAAGGUGCAAAAGGAGGAGAUGGUUGCCCGCUGUGCUACGAACGGUGUGGCUGCCCCGGCUCCUCUGCCCCCUGGCUCUCACACCAACACCAAACGGAGGAACAAACGAGCCGUCAACCUCCGUGACUCUAGACCUUCGGUCAAACAAACAAUAAAAUCAACAGAUGACACCAACGAACUUUACAAUUCCUCAGAGAGCAUCUCAAAAACAACACCAGUCGACUCAAACUCGGUCAAGUCUUGUUCGACUGACUCUUCAGGUGUCCAGGUGAACAGCAACUCUUUGGACCAGCCUUUGCCAGAGUUUGCAGACCAAACAUCACUGACUUUGCCUGAAAAGUCCUCGGAACCCAUCAUCAAGAUAUCUCCUGCCGAUUCCAACACAGGAGAAUGGGGCGACACUACUGACACUGAUGAUGACUACGGAACUGACACGGGCAGCAACAGUAGCACUGCUAGUAGUCGGACGUCCACACGCAGCGGGAAAAAGAUACCAGCUAAGGUAAAUUUGGCACUCCACUUUAUGAAGAAGAAGAAGCUGCGACGGGCUCGUAAGAAACCUCCGCCGCUGGUGUUGGAGCCUGGAAACCGCUUGGUUGUGGAGACACUCAGUACUACAAGCAGUGUCACUGUUGUGUGGCAGGACGGUUCCGUAGAAAGCAACAUCCCGUCUACAGAGUUGUACCCGAUCCAUCACCUGGAUGAUCAGGAGUUCUUCCCAGGAGACUUUGUGUACGAGGUGAGAGAGGAGAACUCGACCAGAGUGUACGGAGUGAUCCAGCGGGUGGACCAUGCUGGCAGGACAGCCAGGGUGCAGUGGUUCAAGACUUACACAUCACCUGAGGACCCUCAACCUACAAUGCUGCAACAGAAUGAGGUGUCUGUGUAUGAUCUCAAAGACCAUCCAGACUUCCAGUACAGACCAGGCACUGUUGUCAUCAGGGUAGCCAACUUUGAGGGGGAGGACGCUAACUGUACUGCCGGCCAGGUGCUCGACAACUACCCUGAGGGAAAGGUUCGAGUAUGGUGGGUGGACGGACACGUAUCCAUGUGCUGGCCUCAAGAUUUGUAUAAGGUGAGAGAAUACGACAGUGACGAUGGAGAGUUAUGGGAUGACGUUAGUACUGAGGCAUCAUGGGAAACUGAGAGUGUGUCGUCUUGGCCAGCUGACGAGGGGGUGGCACUGGAAGAGAUGAACGGAAGUAUUAAACCAAAGUUGGCUGCCAACAUCGAGAAGGCCCGAGUAGCCAUGAGCAAGUUGGAGGAGAUUUUCACUCAGAACCCGUCAUUGCAGACGACGGACGUCAUGCGCAAACUGCUGGAAGUUUACAAGGACUGCAGAUAUCUGGACAAGCUGAUGGGGACGACAUUCUUCCAUGAGAGCCACUUCCAGGGACUGCUGGAGCGAGUGAGAGAGAGAGGAAGAGCCAACACGGCCCAGCGAGUGGGGGAUCAGGUGCGACGAUUGUUCUGUACCGGCUCACCUACCAGACGCAGUGAAGGACAGGAGGACUCUGAGACCCACCAGAUCUCCGAGUCGUCUAACAGCGACUCUGGAGUGUUCAAUUCUCCGCCACCCCCCGUGACAGUGGCAGACGACACCCUGGCCGAGGAUAGUGUCACGGAAGAUGCCACUGUGUGCAACAGCCUCGUUUGUGUCAAACUGUGCUCUCUUCUGCUGGCUCAACUGGUGGAAGCCCAUGCGGAGGUUAUGAGAAGGUUUGGCAGCAACACGGCUAGUGGAAUGACUCUUAGUGACGCUGCAAACACUGUGUCCCCCGCAGGUAGUACAGGGGAGACAGUGCCCCCGUCUACCCCUCCACCGUGCCCCUCCGGCCCCCCACCUACUCUGGAAUCUCCUGCUGUAGAAUCCUCGACCAGCAUGGAGCUGACCAAGGAUGGCGAUGGAGGUUUCUCAAUACUGGACACAGCACCUAACAGUCACAAGUUCAAGCUCACAAUGUUCCAACCGACGGAUCCUAAGACGUUCUUCAAGACAGUUCGCAAUGAGAUCAAGCUGUUAAGGACGUCUUUGCCCAGCGGCAUCUGGGUCAAGGGAUUUGAAGACAGAAUGGACCUGUACUCUGUGAUGAUCCGAGGACCAGAGAAGACACCUUACGAGGACGGAUUGUUCUUCUUUGACUUCCAGUUAUCAGCUGAUUACCCCAAGGCGCCUCCACUAUGCCACUAUGUGUCAUACUGCAGCGACCGACUCAAUCCUAACCUUUACGAGGACGGCAAGGUGUGCGUCUCACUGUUGGGGACUUGGAGUGGGAAAGGAACUGAAGUCUGGUCCGUCAUCAGUAAUCUACUUCAAGUUAUAGUCAGCAUACAAGGCCUAAUACUAGUCAGUGAGCCAUACUUCAACGAGGCCGGCUAUGAGAAGCAGAAGGGAUCUCAGCAGGGUCGGGAGAACUCGAGGAUGUACAAUGAAAUGGUGGCGCUCAAGUUGGUACAAAGCAUGAGCAAGUUGAUACUUCACCCUCCACCAGUGUUCAGACAAGAGGUGUUCGAUCAUUUCAACAGCAACGCUCACAAGUUGUGCAAUAGACUGGAGAGCUGGCUGGAAAUAUCUGAGAAGUACAAUGACUCACAUCCUUUGUCUCCAACUACGCCAACAUCGUUCCGUCAACUACACAGUGAUGAGAUCACAAACCACUGUAACGUCCCUCUGCCAGAGUUUCCUCUCAUUCCCGCCUCUAAGGGGUUCUGUCUCACAUUGCGCAAGACACUCGUCACUUUCAGAGAAGUCCUAAACUCGGUGGGCAUACCCGAGACUAGUUAGCCCAUGAAGAACUUCUAGCCAGGUUUUUUACAAAAUUAAGUUGUAUUUAUUGUAACGUAACUCUCGAAUGAUUUGUAUUUUGGUGUGGAGUUGCAUGUAAAGAGGCUAUUUUCGAA
Molecule: messenger RNA, 4189 nt
Organism: Macrosteles quadrilineatus (aster leafhopper)
Lineage: Eukaryota; Metazoa; Arthropoda; Insecta; Hemiptera; Cicadellidae
Product: (E3-independent) E2 ubiquitin-conjugating enzyme UBE2O-like
Exons: 24
Coding region: 333-4073 (1246 amino acids)
Source: RefSeq, a predicted model, not a curated record